AUGAGGCUCAUACCUCCGUACAAAGUUUACGAUAGGAAGGCGGCAUUUCCGCUGGUCGGUCAUCGCUCGCCUCCGCUGGGGCCGUUGACAUCGCUUUGUCCCUACUCCGCUGACGUCUGGCACUGUAAUGUGCACCCGCCCUUAGCCGAAAGUGAAAUUGUAGUAGGCAGCCAUUGUAAGCAGAACAAAGGAUACGAGUACGGGAUAAGCUCGUUUCGGUAUCCGAUACGUUUUGUAGCUUCCACGCUCCGCGACCCG
Molecule: messenger RNA, 258 nt
Organism: Iphiclides podalirius (scarce swallowtail)
Lineage: Eukaryota; Metazoa; Arthropoda; Insecta; Lepidoptera; Papilionidae
Source: the annotation of a GenBank genome assembly